GGGGUUCGGGCGCUCCUCCUCCCAGCCCCUUUCUUUUCAUCUGGGGGGCUUCCACCCUGCCGAUCCCACCGACUCCUUCUUGGGGUGGGAGCCCAGCUCCGACGGAAAGGGAAGCCCUAUCCCGAAGGAGAUCCCGACCUGAUCCCUUCUGUUCCCACCCCCCCCCCCUUUUUUUUUGGGGAAAGCAAUGAGACGCUUCGUUUCCCUGCUCUUCAUUGAGACGGUCUACUGCUGCAUCAUAGCGGGGAGUUCUGCCCAGGGAAUUCCGGAAGGACGGCUGAAAGACGACAUCCCAAAUGAGCACCUGGAGCCUGGGAGAAGACACAUUCACCCCAAGCACCAAGUGAAGUUUAAGGUCUGCACUUCUACAGACCCAGAGCACGAAGGCUGCAAACUCGCCAUAGGUCACAACAGGCAUUUAGAAGACUGUGGAUUCAACAUGACUGCCAAGACCUUCUUCAUUAUCCACGGGUGGACGAUGAGUGGCAUGUUUGAAAAUUGGCUGGACAAGCUCGUGUCAGCCAUCCAGGAGAGAGAGAAGGAGGCCAAUGUGGUCGUGGUGGACUGGCUUCCUCUGGCCCAUCAGCUCUACACAGAUGCUGUGAACCACACCAGAGUGGUUGGGAAAGACAUCGCCAAGAUGCUGGACUGGUUGCAGGAAGAGCAUCAUUUUUCACUCGGGAACGUUCACCUGAUUGGCUACAGUCUUGGAGCUCAUGUUGCUGGGUAUGCUGGCAACUUUGUUAAGGGAACAAUUGGCAGGAUCACGGGUUUGGAUCCAGCGGGCCCUAUGUUUGAAGGAGUGGAUGCAGACCGACGCCUCUCUCCGGACGACGCGGACUUUGUGGACGUCCUCCACACAUACACCAAGUCUUUUGGCUUAAGUAUCGGGAUUCAGAUGCCAGUGGGACACAUGGACAUUUACCCUAAUGGUGGAGACUUCCAGCCUGGCUGUGGGCUAAAUGAUGUUUUAGGAUCAAUUGCAUUUGGAACGUUCCCUGAGGUGGUGAAAUGUGAGCACGAGCGAGCUGUACACCUCUUUGUGGACUCCCUGGUGAACCAAGAUAAGCAGAGUUUUGCGUUUCAGUGCACGGAUUCGAACCGCUUCAAAAAGGGUAUCUGCCUCAGCUGCAGGAAGAACCGCUGCAAUAACAUCGGCUACAAUGCCAAGAAAACAAGGAACAAGAGGAACAGCAAGAUGUAUCUAAAGACCAGAGCGGGCAUGCCCUUCAAAGUGUACCAUUACCAGAUGAAAAUCCACGUCUUCAGCUACAAAGACAUGGGAGAGAUCGAACCAACCUUUUUUGUUACUCUUUAUGGCACCAACACGGAUUCCCAGUCUCUUCCUCUGGAAAUAGUCGAGGAGAUCGGACUGAACGCCACCAACACCUUUCUAGUCUACACCGAAGAAGACAUGGGUGAUCUCCUGAAGAUCAAACUCACCUGGGAGGGAUCCUCUCAGUCCUGGUACAAUCUCUGGAAGGAGCUGCGGAGCUACUGGUCGCUCCCCAAAAACCCUACGAAGGAGCUGCACAUAAGACGCAUCCGGGUGAAGUCUGGGGAAACUCAGCAGAAAUUGACCUUCUGUGCUGAAGAUCCUCAGCCGACCACCAUAACCCCUGGCCAGGCACUCUGGUUUAAGAAGUGUCGAGAUGGCUGGAGAGUGAAAAACCAAACAAGUUCGGCCGAAAGUCUGCUCUGAGAGUUCUUUGGAAAUUUUCCACCCAGAGCCCCAGAACAGGCAAGCCACAUGAAAAAGUUACUUCUGGAGAUCUACUCAAAUAGAAGGACAUUCCUGUACAACUUGUAGGAUAUCUUCUUCCCAGGGAAGGGCUUUGGUCACCGUGAGCAGGAGGAAUGUUGGGAUACAUGGCUUUCCUAGGAUAAUGCUAACUCGAACCUCCAAAGAGGCCUCCUUUAGGAGUCUGGAUUCUCUAUUUAAUUCUAGCAUCCCUAAUCCUGUUUUGCCAACCAAGUUGGUAUAGCUUUUCUAGAAAAGACACGUGUUAUUAGAGUGAGGGAAACGACAGAUCUAGAGUUGAAGUGAUAAGGGUGCUGCUGUGGUCUAUACAAGACAAAAUCUUAGCACAAACAGGAACAACAUGGCCUAAUGGAAAGAGCAGGGGUCUGGGAAUCAAAUGACUUGGGUUCCAAUCCAGGCUCGGCAAUA
Tachyglossus aculeatus (Australian echidna) is the source of this 2170-nucleotide messenger RNA. RefSeq names its product lipase G, endothelial type (gene LIPG). Gene Ontology annotation, biological process: lipid metabolic process. Bases 188 to 1702 code for a protein of 504 amino acids. The record is from RefSeq and is a predicted model, not a curated record. The transcript has 10 exons. Gene Ontology annotation, molecular function: protein binding; lipoprotein lipase activity. Lineage: Eukaryota; Metazoa; Chordata; Mammalia; Monotremata; Tachyglossidae.